Salvelinus sp. IW2-2015 is the source of this 4809-nucleotide messenger RNA. Its product is annotated as GPI ethanolamine phosphate transferase 2. Gene Ontology annotation, cellular component: endoplasmic reticulum membrane. The record is from RefSeq and is a predicted model, not a curated record. Lineage: Eukaryota; Metazoa; Chordata; Actinopteri; Salmoniformes; Salmonidae. Gene Ontology annotation, biological process: GPI anchor biosynthetic process.
ACCAACCCGGAACCAAGUUGACAGCUCCAGUUCCUGAAAGCAUCACUUUCAAAUGGGAGAAACAAAUGUUUUUCGGUGGUGAUGAAUAUGCCACAAAAACAUACAUUUUGUUAUUGUAAAUCGAUUUUUUUUUUGCAAAUUGGGGCGAGUUAGCUCGCCAGUGGGAGAGCCAUUCAUUACAUCAAGCUAGCCACUUCCUUGUAAUGCAAGAGUCAGAGGAUUAAAUCAAACACUGCUGUCAAGGAUAACGUUUAUCCUUUCAUGUCAUAGCAGUCAACUAGCUAGGUAGCUAGCCUGUCAGCAAAAUGAGGGUACGUUCGUCGGUUUUUGCCUCGUUUUGUCUCAUACUCCAAGUAUUAAGCGUAGCCUUGUUUCUUAGGGGAUUUUUCCCAGUCCCUGUCAAAUCAUCUUUUUCAUCGAAAAGCAAGCUGUCAGAUCUUCCGGCUGAACCAUUCACAGGGAGCUCCCCUAACUCGUCCAAGGUCCCAGACCCCCUGUUUAAGAGAGUGGUGAUAGUGUUGAUCGAUGCGCUCAGGGAGGACUUUGUGUUUGGUCCCAAUGGGAGAAAGUACAUGCCGUACACAAGGCACCUAGUGGAGAGGGGCUCCACACACAGCUUUGUGGCCAAGGCAAGACCUCCUACAGUUACAAUGCCCCGAAUCAAGGCCCUGACCACAGGCAGUAUCCCAGGUUUCAUCGACGUGGUGAUGAACCUGAACUCCCCCGCACUGCUGGAGGACAACCUCAUCUGGCAGGCCAAGACGGCGGGCAAACGGAUGGUGUUCUAUGGGGACGACACCUGGGUGAAGCUCUUUCCAAAGCACUUCAUGGAGUAUGACGGCACCACCUCUUUCUUUGUGUCUGACUACACUGAGGUUGACAACAACGUGACUCGUCACCUGGACGGCACGCUGAAGAGAGACGACUGGGACAUUCUGAUCCUGCACUACCUGGGCCUGGACCACAUCGGCCACAUCAGUGGACCCCACAGCUCCCUCAUCCAGCCCAAACUAAUGGAGAUGGACGACAUCCUCAAGAAGAUUCAUGGCUCCCUCAUCUUAAAGGAGACAGAGGGUGCACUACCCUACCUGCUGGUGCUGUGUGGGGAUCACGGGAUGUCCGAGACGGGCAGCCACGGGGGCUCGUCUGCGCAUGAGGUCAACACCCCCCUGGUGCUCAUCAGCCCUGCCUUCAAGAGGAAAGUGGGGAUGGAAAAGCCGCCAACAGUAGAGCAGGUGGACCUGACCCCAACCUUGGCCCUUGGUCUGGGCCUGCCCAUCUCCCAGAACAGCGUGGGCCGCUUCAUCCAGCCCGUGGUGGAGGACGCCUCGCUCAGGGACCAGCUACGCUUCCUGCACCUCAACGGCCACCAGCUGAGCUGCCUGCUGAAGGACAGCAUGCCAGCCUAUGAGAAAGAGGAGGGUUAUGAGCAGUUCCGCAUGGCGGAGAAAUCCCAUGGUAACUGGUUGAAGCUGGUGGUGGAGGGCAACACGUCAGAGGUGCUGAACAACAUUGGGAAGAAGGUGCUCAAGCAGUACCUGGAGGCCCUCAGGGUCAUGAGCGCGGCCCUCAGCAAGCAGAUGGGCAAAUACGACAUGUAUUCCAUGGUGGUGGGCAUGGUCCUCGUCUUCCAGCUCCUUCUCCUCCUGCUGCUGGCCAUGCCCGAGGCACUGAGCGGCGCGUCAGAGGUGGAUCUCCCUGUGUCCUCGGCUCUGCUUUCGCUGCCCUUCUACCUGCUGUGCCUGCUCCUCUUCUCCGUGCACAUGCUGGUGUGCACGUCGGCCGAGAGCGCCUGCUACUUCUGCAGCCUCUCCUGGGGCCUGGUGUUCGGGGCAGUGGUCCUCUCCUCUGGCCUGCUCUGCAUUCUGGUAUCCAUGGCAGCCAGGAAGGGAGCAAAGCCCCCUGGUAAGUCUCCAUCCCGUGCCGGCGGCGGUGGGUGGUCGCUGUCGGAACUUGACGUUCUGCUCCUGACGGGCACAGCUGGCCACACCCUCAGCCUGUCGGCCAGCAGCUUCGUGGAGGAGGAGCACCAGGUCUGGUACUUCCUGCUCAACACCCUCUGUCUGGUCGUCUUCCAGGACGUCUGUCGCAAGUACUUCCGGGAGCGCAGUGCCAACAUUGGCGUCAUAGGGUGUUCGGAGGACGAAGACCGCCUCCCUCCCUCCAAAGAGGGGGAUGAGGUCGCCUCAACGUUGACUAAUUUGGGGGUGACGGGCGCAGAUUCAGAGAGGUGGCUGGCCCUGGCAACCCCYCUGCUUACCCUGGUGUGUUGUCGUCUGCUGCGCUCGCUCAACCAGACCGGGGUGCAGUGGGUUCAUCUGCCUGACCUGGGACACUGGCUCAACAGCUCAGAACACAAGACGGUGCUGUCCUUGUUGGCCGCCAUGUCAUUGGCUCUUAUCUACUUCCUGGUCCAGGGGCGAUGUUCCUGGGUCUCCAAGAUUGCCCUGGCCCUCGGCCUUCUGGGUGUCUACAGCUACCGGGCGGCUGUGGGCAACGUUGUGUUACCAUGGCAACAUUCCGGUGGAAACAUGUCCAAGGGGACGAUGAAGGCACGCUURGUGUACGUCUUCAUCCUGGGCAUCCUCUUCACGGGCUCCAAGGACCUGCUGAGGUCCCAGGUCAUCACAGCCGACGCCCGGCUGAAGAGCAGGGGAUUGUGGGAAAUCUACAGUGGUGUGGUUCUGUUGGUGGCCCUGUUGUUCCGGGCACACAACCUGCCGGUGCUAUGCUGCUGCCUACUGGUCCAGUCUCUGAUGGCCCAGUUCAUCUGGAAGAAGCUCCACUACGAUGCUGCCCAGACCACCAUCAUGCACUACUGGUUCGGACAGGCCUUCUUCUACUUCCAGGGGAACUCCAACAGCAUAGCCACUGUGGACAUCUCGGUUGGCUUUGUGGGACUGGAGAGCUACGUAGAAGCCCCGGCAGUCUUCCUCACCGCCCUCAGCACAUACGCCGGGCCCCUGCUCUGGGCUUCCCACCUCGUCUGCUACCUCAGCUCCGAAAACAGGAGCUCAGUGGCGGUCGGCCAUGGCUGCUACUGCUUGGCCCUGCUGCGCUCCGUGCCGAUGGCAGCCUACGUGGUGCUGGUCACGGCUCUGCGCUACCACCUCUUCAUCUGGAGCGUCUUCUCSCCCAAGCUGCUGUAUGAGUCCAUGCACACACUGCUCACCGCRGCAAUUUGCCUCUUCUUCACCACCAUGGAGCAGAGCCGCAGCUCCAGCAGGCCCUAGGGACCCCACGUCUCCGAGGACUCUCAGCUUUCAGGAAAAUGGGUUAAGGAGAAGGGCCAAAGGGCAAAUACUAUGAUAAUGGGUGGUCCUGAUACUGUCCUCGUUGACUUCUGGAUGCCCUACUACACCCCGGAGGAGUAGGUAUGAAUGUACUGUCCCCUGCACUGGAGUUCUAGGACAGCGGCAUUCACCUUUUGGAAAGCAAUAUAUUUUCUCUAUGGUCUAAAACAAAACUUAUUUAGUAAGAUUAUUAUUUUGAUGUGUUUGGUUGGUUCUACUGAAGUCUGUUGUGGUGUUUAUUGAGCAGAGCUGAACAUGAAAGGUAAAUUAAUUAAUAAUUUAAUUUGAAUGUGUCAAAAGCGCAAUCGUGAAGGUAUACUGUCCCUUGAAAUUGGAUUGAAAUUGGAUUUGUAUUCAUUAUUUUUUAUGUGUUAUUGUUUGUUUUGUUUCCGUAGACUAGUAAGUGCUUCUAUUGACCACCGUUUCUCUGUAGUGCUUUAUGCCAGUUGCAUUAUACUGUAUUUCCUCCAUGCACUUUAAUCAAUACAGUGACCACAUUAUCAGCACAGGGACUUUGUCGAUAUGCUUUCCAACCGGUCUGUAUUUUCCAUCUCUUCAAUGAACUAACUGAGUUGAAUGGAUUCUCUUUGUAGAUGAUAUAGAUCUGCUCCAAGCUAAUAACAAGCCAUACUUUCCUCCCACUUUACUUUCAGGCAUAUAUGUACAUAUAUWUUUUUUUUUACUCUCGGGGAAUAUAUUGAAAUUCAGUCAACGCUUUGUUAAUACAGUGGAUUAUUACUAAUUCUCAGAUGAGAAUUGAUUCUGGGUGAAUGCCGUUAAUGAAAAGAGAAUUUAGAUUUAGCCGCUGUGUGGGGAUAAAGGUUCAUUGUUGUUGGGUAAGGUGAUAUACAUUUUCCAUCUAAAAGUGGUUAUCUUUUGAUAAAUAUAUUGUGUAUGAGGCAAUAUUUCACUUAUAUUUCUGUAUUGCUCAUUUGAUUUCUAAUGUUAAAAAAGGGUUAUGUAUGCCAAUCGACAAUUUGAUUUCUUACCUACUUCUGCCAGACUUGUGAAACCUAAUCAUUGGCAAUUGGGAGACCUUCCCCUGACACARUAAUUCAAUUACAUAAUAAAAUAAACUUACAAAUUGCUUACUUUAAAUACAAUGAAAGUGUUUUUUUUUAUAUUUAUGAAGAUAUCCCCUAGGGAAAUCUUGUGAAUACUGAAUGUAAAAAACGGUUAGUUCCAGUCAGACAAUCUGUUUGGAUAACUUGCAAAGAACUUGAACGGAGAUCCAUAUUCUGAUAAAGGGCUCUCAAUGUCCAAUAAUAACAUUACUGUAGCUGUUUGCAAGUCUGGUAAAUAAGCAUAUGAGAUUGCAGCAAAUCACACAACUUUAUAUAUAUGACCUUAGAUAUGUGAUUGUUGUGUAUUACUUUUCAUUUUCCAACUAUUCAUGUGUUAUUUAGGAUAAUGUUGAUUUAGUUUUUUGUUCAAAUAUUUUGUUACAGUACCAGUCAUAAGUUUGGACACACUUACUCAUUCAAGGGUUUUUCUUUAUUUUUUACUAUUUUCUACG